Molecule: messenger RNA, 2231 nt
Organism: Trichoderma citrinoviride
Lineage: Eukaryota; Fungi; Ascomycota; Sordariomycetes; Hypocreales; Hypocreaceae
Product: glycoside hydrolase family 17 protein
Exons: 2
Coding region: 78-1841 (587 amino acids)
Biological process (GO): cell wall organization
Cellular component (GO): cell surface; fungal-type cell wall; extracellular region
Molecular function (GO): 1,3-beta-glucanosyltransferase activity; glucan endo-1,3-beta-D-glucosidase activity
Source: RefSeq, a predicted model, not a curated record
CUGCUGUUCUCCAGUAAACCAACUUACCGCUUCACUCUUUUAGCGGGCAUUCUUUUUUGUACUUGAUAUUUUCCACGAUGAAGGGAACGUUCGCCGCCGCUGCCGUGGCUGCCCUGACCGGCGCCGCCAGCGCCUCUCACGCCCACCGCCACGCCCACGAGCUCUUCGCCGCAAAGAGAUUCCAGACUGGCGAGGUCUGUGUUCCGGGAUGCACCACUGUCUGGUCGACCAUUACUGGCGAGCAUGAAGUGAUUCCCGCCAAGGUCCCUGUGACCUCUGCGGCUCCCGUUGAGACCACGACCGCCGCUGCGCCGGUCACCACCACCGAGGCCCCGGCUCCUCCUCCUACUUCUGAGGUCGUCGUCGUCCCUGUGCCGACUCCUGCGCCGGUCACCUUCCCUACGCCCGGAACCUACACGAUCCCGGCCACGACCAUCACCCUGACCGACACCACCACCGUCUGCGGUGCCAGCUCUACCCAGGUUCCUCCCGGAACCCACACCGUCGGCGGUGUCACCACUGUCGUUGAGACGGCCACCACCGUUGUCUGCCCCGUGGCCAGCAUCUCAACCAGCGGCACCGUGGUUACCAGCGUCAUUGUCCAGACCACCUACGUCUGCCCUGCCGCCGGUACCUACACCAUUGCUCCCAUCACCACCGUGGUUCCCUCGUCCACGCUCCUGGUCUACCCCGUCCCGACCAGCUACGAGCCCGGCACCUACACUGCUCCCGAGCAGGUCGUCACCGUCACCGAGACCGACUACGUCACCUACUGCCCCUUUGCCAGCUCUGGCCUCCCCACGACGACUGCCGCUCCCGCCGCUGUGACCACCAGCCCGGCCUACAACCCUCCCUCUCCUCCUCCGGCUGAGACUACCCAGUCGGCUGCUCCCUCCGUCCAGGCUGUUUCCAGCGCUCCCGCCUACGCUCCUCCUCCUGUUGCUACCUCUGCUGCUCCCAAGCCCAAGCCCACCCAGGCUGCCCCCAAGCCCAAGCCCCAGCCUCACGCUCCUAGCGGUGGUCUGAGCGGCAGCAACGACCACUACGGUAUCACCUACACUCCCUAUGAGGCUUCCAGCGGCAACUGCAAGUCCGCCUCCGAGGUCGACUCCGACAUUGCCAAGCUCAAGGCUGCUGGUUUCCAGGUCCUCCGUGUCUACUCGACUGACUGCGACACCCUCGAGAAUGUUGGUACCGCCGCCAAGAAGUACGGCAUUGACAUGAUCCUUGGAGUCUUCGUCAAGGGUGACGGCUGCAGCUACGACACUCCCGACAUCAAGAGCCAGGUUGACGCCAUCUCUUCCUGGGCUCAGUGGGAUAUGGUCAAGCUCAUUGUGGUUGGUAACGAGGCUAUUAUGAACGGCUUCUGCUCUGCUUCUCAGCUCGCCAGCCUUGUCUCCACCGUCAAGGAGAAGUGCAGCGGCUACACUGGUGGUUACACCAUCUCCGAGACGCUCAACAUCUGGCAGCGCUCCGACGUCUCCUCCGCCAUCUGCGGCGUCGUCGACGUCACCGGUGCCAACAUCCACCCCUUCUUCAACUCUGCCACCACUCCCGAGAAGGCGGGUGACUUCGUCUCUGGACAGCUCGAGCUCCUUGGCAAGAUUUGCCCUGGCAACGACGUCAUCAACCUGGAGUGCGGCUGGCCCAAGCAGGGUACAUGCAACGGCGCCGCCUGCCCCGGCAACCCCGAGCAGGCUACCGCCAUCAAGUCCAUCCGUGAGAGCUGCGGUAGCAAGACCGUCUUCUUCUCUUACGAUGACGACCUGUGGAAGCAGCCUGGCAGCUUCGGCUGCGAGCAGAGCUGGGGUGCCGCCGCGGCUUUCGCCAUCUCUGCUUAAGUGGUGUUUGGGGAUUAAGCAAUGCAACGCGUGAUGGGUUUUACUGCAGCUGAACGUCAUUUACUAAAUGUAUCCGAAUGUCAAGCUCGCUCGGUUCUGUCCGUCAGCCCCCCUUGUGUAUUUUCGCCACCAGUACGGGACCACGAAGAUAUCCUGAUGCCGAUUUGGAAGUUCAGGCGGUCAUGACAGCGUCGGGGGCCGCUCCUCGACAAGAGAUGGGACUUGGUUGGCUGCAAAUUUCCCUAUGUCUUUGCGUGGUGUUGUGUGAUAGCGGGUCUCAUGGCUUGUGUUUUGGCAACUACACGGUGUUUCUGUAUAUGAAGUCGCCAUGGGUCCGGGUGUACAUUUAGCAUCUGAUUCUAAUGCUGUAAUUAAUUAAUAUUCGAUGAG